CUUUUGUUGUCAUAUAAUACUUCUCACUCAUAAUUUUACUCUUAGCAAACUUUGAGUAAUUAAGUUAGAAAUUCCUCACUGGGCUUAUAUCUUUAGUGUGGUUAUUUACAGUGAUCUGUGUGGUCCGGUUCGAAUUAGUCCAUUGCAACAACAUGUAAUUAUUACAAACUGCGUCCUUGGACUUGGUUGAAGUUGGGUGUUACUCUAUAAAAGAUCAAAUAAUCCAAUCUUUCUACACUUUUCAGCAUGCUAGGUGAGUCAUCAUUAGCGAAUUUUCAUCUAUGCUGAUCCAAGUGGUGUGUUUGAAUUUAUCUGGACUGGAAAAGAGAUCUGAGAAGCCAGUAGAAGACCUUGUCUGCCUGUGUUAGCCCAUUUCAGGGUUAGGUGGCAGAGAACUUCAAGCCAGACAAAAGAGCAAAUAACUGCAUGGGGUUUUUUGAGGGAGAAGUUUGUGUGUACAGCUGUGGAUGUCCAUGGAUACACUCUUAGUAGUCAUUAUUAGAAUUUUAAAAAAAAUCACAAUUAACUUAACAGCUCUGUGUUAAAAGGUAUUGUUCAAGACCUCCAUAAAUGUGACAGCAACAAAUAUCACAUGCAGAUAAAAGUUUUAAAAUCUAAGCAUGUAUAUUUUUCCUCCCCUCUGGGAGUCACAGUGCAGAUAUCUCAGCUGGUGUUUGCAUAGCAUGCAUGAUAAGCUCAUUUUCUCAACCUUAUCUCAUAUUUUCACAUAUUCAUAUUUUAGUAUUAUCAUCACUCCCAUUUGCUCCAUCUCAACCCCUUCAGCCUUUGAAAACUCGGGAUGUCAUUCUGCAAGGCGCCAGCAGAAGUGCCUCCCUGGCUCUGUGUAUGUGGGCUGCUGCUGGGUGUGGGAUAGUUUCCCGACAUUCCAGCAGCUGCACAUCUUUUGUUCCUGGUCUCUUUUCCCCUACGAAUCUCUGCGAAGACAAGUUAUGUCCACAGCUACACUAAUUAAUUUGGUACGGAAUGGAGGGUUCCAAGUAAGAAGGAGAGCCGCGCUCACGUCCCGCUUCCUGCAGGACGAGAAGCGCCCCGCAGCCGCCUGCUCCAUCUCCACCUGCGAGCGCCGCGCCUCCCGCUUCGACCCCGACGGGAGCGGGCGUCCGACCACAUGGGACACCUUCGGCAUCUGGGACAAUCGCAUCGAUGAACCCAUUCUCCUCCCACCCAGCAUAAAGUACGGGAAGCCGAUCCCAAAGGUGAGCCUGAGCAACGUGGGCUGCGCCAGCCACAUCGGGAAGCGAAAGGAAAAUGAGGACCGGUUCGAUUACGCUCAGCUGACAGAGGAUAUCCUGUACUUCGCAGUGUACGAUGGGCACGGCGGGGCAGCAGCUGCAGACUUCUGUCAUAAGUACAUGGAAAAAUAUAUUAAGGAAUUUCUUGCUGAGGAGGAGAAUUUGGAAAAUGUUUUGAGCAAAGCUUUUCUAGAAAUAGACAAAGCGUAUGAAAGGCAUGCUAAUCUCUCUGCUGAUGCAACUCUGCUGAGCUCUGGGACCACUGCAACAGUGGCUCUACUCCGGGAUGGAAUUGAGCUGGUUGUGGCAAGUGUGGGAGACAGUCGCGCUCUGCUGUGCCGGAAAGGAAAGCCCGUGAAACUCACCAUUGACCAUACUCCAGAGAGAAAGGAGGAGAAGGAAAGGAUUAAGAAGUGUGGUGGCUUCAUUUCCUGGAACAGUUUGGGACAACCUCAUGUGAAUGCUAGACUUGCAAUGACACGGAGCAUAGGAGAUUUGGAUCUUAAAAACAGUGGUGUGAUAGCCCAGCCAGAAACAAAAAGGGUUCAGCUGCACCACGCAGACGACAGCUUCCUGGUGCUGACCACCGACGGUAUCAACUUCAUCGUGAACAGCCAGGAGAUCUGCGACUUCAUCAGCCAGUGCCACGACCCUGCUGAGGCCGCCCAUGUGGUUACUGAGCAGGCAGUGCAGUUCGGCUCUGAAGACAACAGCACAGUUGUCAUAGUGCCAUUUGGAGCUUGGGGCAAGUACAAGAAUGGGGAGAUCACCUUCUCCUUCAGCCGCAGCUUCGCUUCCAGCGGGAGGUGGGCGUGAAGACAACGACACAGCGAUCCUUUCCUGCCAUCACCUGGACACAGCGUGCUACAGAACACCUCCAUCUGUUCCUAGGCUGACUCAGUGUCUAGUCCAUCUCUUCUGUUCCCAGUGUUAGAAGAUGCCGCCGCUCCCUUGGUGUGUAGUGCCCGUGUUGCUUCCUGCUGACCGUGUCUCGCUGCCUGCGUUAUUCCCAGCAGCAUCGGGGCAGUGCCCUGGGUUUGUCGCCCCAGCAGCUCCGCACAUCACUUUGUUCACACAGACGAGGUUCUGGGCUUUCACCUGAGGCUGGAGAGGGUGCACAGUCAUUUCAUGCCUACUUGUAUUCCUCAGGACCCUCAGCUCCCUGGCAGUUGUGAGUCCCUGAGCCACAUGCUGACUUCCUUGUCCGAUAAAACACAGGGGAACAAACGCACAAUGUUCUUAGGUAGACAGAAAGAGGGUUUGUUGUCUUCUUCUGCUGCAGCCACCUGAAACUCCCCUGUGCUCCAGGAGAAGUGGGUGAAAAAUAAAGAAGUUUCAGAAUGUUUAGGUUCUGAUGCCAGUGGCAUUUGAUGUAGCUUCUCAAGUUCCUGAGACAGUGCUGCUUUGUGCUCUCACUGCCAUCAUCUGUGAUCCUCUAGCUCCAAGGAGACAGACCAGGCUGGAGCCAUGUGCUGUUGGACAGAUGGGAACCUUUCUCCAUUGGGUCCAAAGCCUGUGCAGUCUCUGUGGACCAUGCAGCAGCCCCUUGCACUGUCUUCUCUUUGCUGUCAGUGCCUGACAGAAGCACAGAGGAGGGAAAAAGAUGCACAGUUUUGAUAUCCAGAGACUCUCAUCAACUUGAAUAUCUUUUUUUUUUUUUUAAAUAAAGAAAAUAAGCUAA
Molecule: messenger RNA, 2934 nt
Organism: Onychostruthus taczanowskii (white-rumped snowfinch)
Lineage: Eukaryota; Metazoa; Chordata; Aves; Passeriformes; Passeridae
Gene: PPM1K
Product: protein phosphatase, Mg2+/Mn2+ dependent 1K
Exons: 7
Coding region: 621-2069 (482 amino acids)
Biological process (GO): protein dephosphorylation
Molecular function (GO): cation binding; protein serine/threonine phosphatase activity
Source: RefSeq, a predicted model, not a curated record